Messenger RNA from Callorhinchus milii (elephant shark), 3837 nucleotides. RefSeq names its product tuftelin interacting protein 11 (gene tfip11). Gene Ontology annotation, biological process: spliceosomal complex disassembly. Lineage: Eukaryota; Metazoa; Chordata; Chondrichthyes; Chimaeriformes; Callorhinchidae. Gene Ontology annotation, molecular function: nucleic acid binding. Gene Ontology annotation, cellular component: U2-type post-mRNA release spliceosomal complex. The record is from RefSeq and is a predicted model, not a curated record. The coding region runs from base 88 to 2685 and encodes 865 amino acids. The transcript has 12 exons.
UGGGCAGGGUGGUCCCAGCUGGACACGAGGCGGGAGAGAGUGGGGCGUCGCUCCCUCCGGGCAGAGGGUGCGCGUCCCAUCGCAGGAAUGUCACGUCAUCUGUGGUUGUUGUUGUUGUCGUCGUCGUUGUCGUCGUCGUCCUCGGGGUCUCACUGCUGCUGUUGGUGCGUUCCGGUCCUGCAGGUCAGGAUGUCGAUGUCGCAUCUGUACGGGAAGGAUCAGGAUGAUGACGAUGGCGUGGAGAUGGAGCGGUUUGAGAUCUCAGACUGGGACUUGGAGAACGAGUUUAACCCGGACCGAAUGCGCUACCGGCAGACCAAGGAGGACGCCAUCUACGGGAUAUGGGCUGAGAACGACUCGGACGACGAGAGGCCGAGCUUUGGCGGCAAACGCUCCAAAGAUUAUACUGUCCCAGUGAGCUUCAUCAGUGCCGGCCUUCGUAAACCCGCGGCUGAGGAGAAGGAGGAAGAAGGGGACUCAGAAGACUCUGAGGAAGAGAAAGUCAAACGUGAGGAGUUUCCAAAAGACUUUGCAGCAAGGAGACUGAAAACUGGCGGCUUUUUCAAAUCCAGUUCAAAAGGAUUCACAGGAGGACACAGGACCGGCCAAGAAAUUGGGACCUGGGAGAAACAUACAAGAGGGAUUGGGCAGAAACUGCUGCAGAAGAUGGGUUAUGUCCCUGGGAGAGGCCUGGGAAAAAAUGCACAAGGUAUCGUGGCCCCGAUCGAGGCAAAGAUGAGGAAGGGGAAAGGAGCAAUCGGUGCUUACGGAUCUGAGCGAACUGAGCAGUCGCUCAAGGACUUCCCCGUUGUGGACUCAGACGAAGAAGCCGAUGAGGACUAUCAAAAGGAGAUGAGCCAGUGGCGCAAGGAUCCCACAGGCGGGAAGAAGAAACCCAAGUACUCGUACAAGACGGUGGAGGAGCUGAAGGCAAAGGGAGCCACUGGCAUCGGCAGGAAAAUGACAGUCCCACAGAUGGAGCUCUCACAGGUCAAGGUUAUAGACAUGACUGGAAAGGAGCAGCGGGUCUAUUACAGUUACAAGCAGAUGAACCAGAAGCACGAUAUCCCAGAUGACACACAGCCGCUGCCCAAAGACGCCAAGACCGAGGGCUUCACCCUCCCAGAGCUGGAGCACAACCUGCAGCUGCUGAUAGACAUGACUGAGCAGGAGAUCAUCCAGAACGACCGGCAGCUACAGUACGAGAGAGACAUGGUGGUCAACCUGUCCCACGAGAGUGAGAAACUGUCCGAGGUGCUCACGCACGAGGAGAAGACCAUAGAGAAGCUCAGCCACGUGCUGAAGAUCGUAGAGGACUGCGAGGCCCGACUGCAGAGCGACUGCAAGGACCCCCUGACCCUAGAAGAGUGUGCGAGGAUCUUUGAGAUGCUGCAGGACAAGUACUACGAGGAGUACAAAGUGUUCGACUUGGCAGAGCUGUCCAUCGCCAUCGUGUUCCCAUUGCUCCGAGAGUACUUCAAGGACUGGAAUCCUUUACAGGAUAAUGCGUAUGGCACGGAGCUCAUAAAUAAGUGGAGACGUCUCCUGGAACGGGAUCAGCUACCACAUGGAGGACAGGACCUGCUGUCUUUAGACCCCUACCACAGGUUGAUGUGGGAGAUGUGGAUGCCGUAUGUUCGGAAUGUCGUGUCUCAGUGGCAGCCCCGGAAUUGUGCUCCGAUGGUGGAUUUCCUGGAGAGUUGGCUGCCCGUGAUUCCUCUCUGGAUCCUGGAUAACAUUCUGGAUCAGCUGAUCUUUCCCAAACUACAGCACGAGGUUGAGAGCUGGAACCCACUGACGGAUACAGUCCCAAUCCACGCCUGGAUUCAUCCCUGGCUGCCGCUCAUGCAGAUACGCCUGGAGCCUUUGUACUCGCCCAUCCGCAACAAGCUCGCCAACGCCCUGCAGAAGUGGCAUCCCAGCGACUCCUCCGCUAAACUCAUCCUCCUGCCGUGGAAGGAGGUGUUCACCCCAGGCUCAUGGGAAGCCUUCAUGCUGAAGAACAUCGUCCCAAAGUUAGGGAUGUGUCUGACCGAGUUUGUGAUCAACCCUCACCAGCAACAUAUGGAUACCUUCCACUGGGUGCUGGACUGGGAGGACAUGAUCACUCCGUCAAGCCUCAUCGGAAUCCUCGAGAAACACUUCUUCGCAAAAUGGUUGCAGGUGCUGUGCUCAUGGCUCAGUAACAGCCCCAACUAUGAGGAGAUUACUAAGUGGUACCUGGGCUGGAAAUCCAUGUUCUCUGACCAGGUGUUGGCACAUCCGACCAUCAAGGAGAAGUUCAAUGAGGCCCUGGAUAUCAUGAACAGGGCAGUCACCUCCACAGUGGGCGGAUACAUGCAGCCAGGGGCUCGGGAGAACAUCGCUUACCUCACUCACACUGAGCGCCGCCGUGACUUCCAGUACGAGGCGAUGCAGGAGCGUCGGGAGGCAGAGAGCAUGGCCCACCGUGGCAUCGGGGUCACCUCCACCUCCAUCCCCAUGAACUUCAAGGAUCUGAUCCAGGCCAAAGCUGAGGAGCACAACAUUGUCUUCAUGCCCCUCAUGGGCAAACGGCACGAGGGCAAACAGCUCUACACCUUUGGUAGAAUCAUCAUCUAUAUAGACCGGGGGGUCGUGUUUGUCCAGGGGGAGAAAACCUGGGUUCCCACCUCCCUGCAGAGCCUGAUCGACAUGGCUAAAUAAUGGGACGUUCUGUGUUCUCAUAACAGAGGCUCUGCCACUCCCUCCCUCCCCGUUUCAUUCUGUUGACUGCGUUAGGUGGUGAGCUCUGCGCUAUGGCAUCCGUUCUGCCCCAGGUUCAUCUCAAUGAAGAACCUUAAGUCAUCGUCAUCGCUGAGAAGAUGGAUGACCUUUGUUUUAUAUCUGUAAAAUCGAGCCCAGUGUAAAAAGGGCCGCUCACUGCCCCAUCCCGGUCGCUGGACUAUGAACUGGAGUAAUUGCUGCAAUCUAUGGUUUUUGAGCAAUUGAGCGAGUUUUAUCUAAAACUUCAAACUCCCAAUUGUGAUAUUCUGUCAAACGUCAGUGUUACAUAACUGAGACAGGACACCACAUUCACUCUCCCAAGGAGAAAAAUUCCAUCUGGGUCUAUGUCCUUAUAUGUUGUGUGUUUCGCCCACAAAAUAUACAGUGAAUUCACUUUCAGUACAUUCUGUGAAGCGCUUUGAGACGUCUCGAAGACGUGAUAAGGGGCUAUAUCAAAUGCAAUGAUUAUUAUUAUAGAACUAUAGCAAACCGACUUCAAAGUUAAAGCAAUUUCUCAAAUUCUGGAGUCUUUCUAAAAUGCGACAUAAAUGAAGCACUCCCGGGGUCUGGUUCAUCAAACCACUGAACCACAAAGCCCAAACAACAACAAAAUAAUUACAUUUGUAAAGCGCCUUUCACGUCAGGAGGACGUUCCAAGGCGCUGGACAGACGGUUACGGAUCCGAGCUGGGGGUCAGGCUGGGGGAGGGCGGAGGGCAAGGGGGGAAUAGUCCCAGGUACAAGUUCUGGUCUGUCCUGAAUUAUUUCAUUUCGGGGAAAGUCAUGUUAUUGAUGAAGUACAAUUUUUCUGCUCCCUGGGCUCAGGAGAGUCAAAUCUAGCUCCUGAUCCUCACUGUACUAAAGUGUACAUAUCGUAUUGGGUGAGGAUAAGAUUGGGUCAGGUUGAUUUUCAUCUUUAUUUUCUGCCCUCCGUGGGCAAACUGUGCUGGUGGUGAGAUUAAUUCAUCUAAUAUUUCUUGUGAGUACAGCGAGUAGUGAUUUGUUCCUGUACAACACAUACAGCUCCUGUACGUACAAAGUAAAUAUCUGUGACAAUGGCUUAUUAAAGUGACCAAAGUUUUGACAUUCUGAA